Messenger RNA from Hibiscus syriacus, 615 nucleotides. RefSeq lists its product as uncharacterized. The record is from RefSeq and is a predicted model, not a curated record. The transcript has a single exon. The coding region runs from base 1 to 615 and encodes 204 amino acids. NCBI's taxonomy places the organism in Eukaryota, Viridiplantae, Streptophyta, Magnoliopsida, Malvales, Malvaceae.
AUGGAUGAAUACCAGAAGCAUGUAGAGAUGAAGGUCCAAGCUUUAGGCAAAUACCACCAGUUUCUUAAAAACACAUUGCAGAUCGUUGUAUCAGUUGCUUUUCUGUCCAUUUUCCUUUGCCACUCUUCAAGCUUCGCCUACUCUUUGUUCCCAUAUUCAUUCAAUGUCUAUUUCUCCACUUUCCUUUUCUCACUAUUCACCCACACACUCGAGAGGAAGUACAUGUUCCUCAUCUGCAACGGAAUCCUCGCUUUCAUAGCCAAAACCUCCGUCUCUAGCCGGCCGAAAGCUUUAGAAGUUGAUGGCGGUGGUGAGUAUGAUAUCCGUCACGUGCCUUUAGUCGUUGAAGUACCAGAAGAUAGUUGUGGAGACGAAGUUGAAUCUCGGAGAGAAGAAGAAGAAAGUGAAGCAUCUGUGGUUGUGGAAGAUGAUACCAAUGGCGGUGAAGAAGACAAACAAAGAAAGAAACGAUGGUCGGCGGCUGAUCAAGAACAGGAUGAGGUCAGUAUCAGCACGGAGGAAUUGAACAGGAAGAUUGAAGAAUUCAUAAGGAAAAUGAAGGAAGAAAUCAGGAUUGAAGCACAACAACAACAACAGAUGGUUGCAUCUAAUUAA